Molecule: messenger RNA, 1775 nt
Organism: Penaeus chinensis
Lineage: Eukaryota; Metazoa; Arthropoda; Malacostraca; Decapoda; Penaeidae
Product: protein MEMO1-like
Exons: 8
Coding region: 85-972 (295 amino acids)
Source: RefSeq, a predicted model, not a curated record
AGCGCCCUGGUAACCGAGGGUCCCUUGUUGUCAUUUCCUUUAAUUUCUUUAUUUUAUCGAAAAUUUACCAAAAUAGGGAUCAAAAUGUCGGCUCGACGCGCCACCCACGCUGGCAGUUGGUACACGGACUCUGCGACUGAGUUAUCCCGGCAACUGGAAGGGUGGCUAGGACAGGCUGACUUAUCCCAUGGCCCAGCAAGAGCAAUCAUUGCGCCACAUGCUGGGUACCAGUACAGUGGGGCAGUAGGUGCUCAUGCCUACCGACAAGUUUCACCGGUUGUUGUGAAACGAAUAUUUGUUUUGGGUCCUUCACACCAUGUACGUUUGUCAGGCUGUGCACUCUCAUCUCAUAGCAAGUACCGCACCCCUUUCUACGAUCUCAUAGUUGAUCAACAAGUGUACAAUGAAUUGUAUCAGACAGGCCACUUUGAGACGAUGAGUGUAUCGGCAGAUGAGGACGAGCACAGCAUUGAAAUGCACUUGCCCUACAUAGCAAAGGUUAUGGAAGAUUUCCGGGACCAGUUCACCAUCGUCCCCAUCCUAGUUGGGUCACUCACGCCGGAGCGAGAAGUACACUAUGGGAGGCUGCUUGCGCCCUAUCUUGCAGACCCUCAGAGCUUAUUUGUGAUCUCCUCUGACUUCUGCCACUGGGGUCAGCGCUUCCGUUACACCUACUACGACCGCUCUGUCGGGGAGAUCUGGCAGUCGAUACAGAAGCUCGAUAAGCAGGGGAUGAAUUUGAUUGAGACUUUAAACCCGAGUGCCUUUACCGAGUACCUGAAAAAGUACGGCAACACCAUCUGUGGCCGCCAUCCUAUUGGCGUCUUGCUCAAUGCGGUUGCAACUCUCCAAAAGACAAGCAAUGGCCACCGCAUGUUGCUCAAAUUUUUGCAAUAUGCCCAGUCUUCGCAAUGCUACACUUCAUCUGAUUCUUCCGUGUCGUAUGCUGCCGCCUCUCUCAUAUUUGAAUAAACCUUAGGUGCCCUUGCAUGAGGCGUAUUCUUGAGGUGGAGUGUGAUAGCUUGAGAGGUGAUGAUGAUGAUGACUCAAAGAAAUACUUAUCUAUGCAUUAUAAGUUAAUAUGUCUUUAAGGUUGGGAAGGUUGAGGAAAUAGAUUAAUGAGAAGAGCUAGAUAUAUAUGUAUUACUUUCAAGAAAAGACCAGAAAGGAAGAUAAAUUGUUUAAACUUGGGUAGAGCACACUAUGAUUCAAAAUAUUUAUUAAUGAUCUUUUUCAAUAUAGUUCAACUUUGGAUUUGUAUGUUUUGAAGGAGGUUGGUGAAGAAAUUUUUUUUAUUUAUUUAUUUUUUUUUUUUUCUCUUACCCUGUUUAGAAAAUCACAGCCCUAACUUGCACACACUAUCCACUCAAAAUAACGUAUUAUAGAUGAAUGUCACAUAGCUCCUCUCUCAAAAUGCGUCUCAAUUUAGGGCCAAAAGGGGGGCUGGCUGGCAAUACUGCCGCUUCUUCUGUCACGAGUGAGAGCGAAACACCUUCCCACUCGGAUGUAAAGAAUUGUUGACCAAUUUCCAGUCUUGGGGCAGAUAUGUGGGAUGCUUUUAGGGCAGGGAGGUGAUAUCCCUCACCUUGGAAGGCCCCACUAGGCUCGAGGGUUGGAGAUUGUGUUGUCCUUUUUUUUAUCUUAUUUUCUUUUUUCUUUUUUUUUUAUUUUGGUGAUUUGACACUCAGGGCCAUUUUAUAACACGUGCUUAUAAUGAAUAUAAUAAUGAUGUGUGUGUUUUGGGGUUAUGGUCUUAUUUUAUGACGAUCAAUCCC